AUGCAAUACUUUAUUGAGCUUGAAUUGGGAUCAUAAAGAUAGAAGAUGUCAUUUCUCAUCGAUACAGGCUCUUCAUAUGGAAUGGGUUCGGUUGAAGGUUUAUAUGCAUAAGAUAAUUUCUACUUCCCAGGUUCAGAAAAUAAAUCUCAGACAAUAAAUGACUUUCAUUUUUUAGCAGUAGAAGAAGCAAAAAAAUUAGGAUUUGGGGGAUAUGAUGAAAAUCUGACUCAGAAUUCUUCAUAUAAAUUUGUUUGGCUUUAUCUCAGAAGUGCGAAAACCAUUUGGUGGGAAAUUGAAAUGUCUAAAGCAAAAUAUGGGGCUUAUGAUAUUGAUCUGACAGUUAAAUUUGCCACACUUGACACUGGAUCUUCUAUUAUAUACAUGCCCUAAGUUGAUUUUAGACAAAUCUAUGCUAAAAUUAAUUAGAAAAAUAUCAACAAAUGCCAAGAGUCUGGUGGACUAAUUUACUGUUAUAAAUGCCCAGAAACAGACGGGUAGUAUGAGCCAAUUACAAUUAUCCUAAAUGUUAAUAUACAGAUUAAACUAACUCCUGAAUUUUACAUGCAAUAUGACAAGGGUUAUGAUAGAUGUCUUCUAACAUUAAAGGGUGUAUAAGGAGAACUUAAUCACUGGGUGCUCGGAGAUUCAUUUUUGAGAGCAUUUUACUAAGUCUAUGAUCCAGAUAACUAUCGAGUUGGAUUAAUGAUGAAUCCAUAUAAUUUAGGUUUAGAGCAUGAUGACUUGAUUUCAUAUUACUAGGAUGACUCAAUAGAUAAGUUGUAUCUUUUUAUUUCUAUGGGUCUAAUUAGCUUAAUGAUUUUACUUAUUGGAGCAAUCAUAUUUUUGAAUAAAGAUUAUCUAGUUAGAAAGUUUAAAAAGAACAAGGUACUUGAUAAAGUCAGUGUAAAGGCUCAACUACCUCCUAAUAUUAAUCAGUAGAACUAGGUUUUCCCUUCAGAGUAAAAUGUAGUCAAAAUAGAUUCAUCAUAAGAGAACAAUAAUCCUUUGAAUGUUAGUUAAAGGUCUAGUAAUUCUUACUCUUCAAUUUCCCAAGAUAGUUUGGUGAGUAGUAGUAACAGCUACUAUUCCUCCAGUGGUAGUGGAAGUAGAAACACCUCUCUUUCUUCCAUUACAUCCUUGGAUGAAAAACCAUUAACAAAUAGACAUAGAAACAAGCAAGUAAUGGUAGGCCAAUUUGCUAUGGCAACUUUUAAGUGA
Messenger RNA from Stylonychia lemnae, 1218 nucleotides. NCBI's taxonomy places the organism in Eukaryota, Ciliophora, Spirotrichea, Sporadotrichida, Oxytrichidae. The record is from the annotation of a GenBank genome assembly.